GUUGCGUGCCGUGCGAACGGGGGAAAGAAACAUAACGGGAGCGGAGCAGCUGUUGCCUGCUAAUUGGAAAAUUCAACACAAAACACACAAAUUUUGAGUUUCGUGUGGAGUUUGGCCAAGUGAAAAGCGGCGGCAGGCGGCCAACGAAUAGCCACAACAAAUUCCGAACCGCGGCACAACACACUUGACUCCGAAAGUUUUUGUUAGUGACACAACACCGAGUGCAACAGAGAUUUCUAGCGAUAGCGAGGGGCAACUCAAGAGUUCAAAAUUUCAAGUAACACUAGAAAAUCCCCAACCCGCCCGCGGAAAAUAAUGCAAAUACGGCAUGCUAAGUGACGAAGAAGGAGCGACGAAGACGAUGACGAUGUCCACGAUUCGGCUGCCCAUUGUGGGCAUGACCUGUCAGUCGUGUGUGCGAAAUAUCCAGGAGCAUAUUGGCCAAAAGCCCGGAGUCCUCGGGGUGCGCGUCAUCCUGGAGGAGCAGGCGGGCUACUUCGACUACGAUCCCCUGCAGACGGAGCCCGCCCGGAUAGCCAGCGAUAUCGACGACAUGGGCUUCGAGUGCAGCUAUCCGGAGCCAGCGGCCGAAUCCAAGCCAAUCCCCUCGAGCGCCUCGACCACCAUCCGGGUGGUGGGCAUGACCUGUCAGUCGUGCGUGAGCAACAUCGAGGGCAACAUCGGCACCAAGCCGGGCAUCCACUCCAUCGAGGUGCAGCUGGCCGCCAAAUUAGCCCGCGUUCAAUACGAUCCCGCCCAGUAUGAUCCCGCCCAGAUAGCCGAGCUCAUCGAUGACAUGGGCUUCGAGGCCUCGGUGCACGAUUCCCGGCAGAGCAGUCCAACGCCCGCCUCAUCGCCCAGAAAGAGUGCAUCUCCCGUGGCUGCUCCCGUACAAAAUGGUGCCGCUGUGGCCAUUCCCAUCGAACAAGAGCUCCUGACCAAGUGCUUCCUGCACAUUCGCGGCAUGACCUGCGCCAGCUGUGUGGCCGCCAUCGAGAAGCACUGCAAGAAGAUCUACGGACUGGAUAGCAUCCUGGUUGCCCUGCUGGCCGCCAAGGCGGAGGUCAAGUUCAAUGCGAACGUGGUGACGGCGGAGAAUAUUGCCAAGAGCAUCACGGAGCUGGGAUUCCCCACCGAGCUCAUCGACGAACCGGACAACGGCGAGGCCGAGGUGGAGCUGGAGAUCAUGGGCAUGACUUGCGCCUCCUGCGUCAACAAGAUCGAGAGUCAUGUGCUCAAAAUAAAGGGCGUGACGAGCGCCUCCGUUACACUGCUAACAAAGAGGGGUAAAUUCCGGUACAACACGGAGGACACGGGGCCGCGGAGCAUCUGCGAGGCGAUCGAGGGCCUGGGAUUCGAGGCCAAGCUGAUGACGGGCCGGGACAAGAUGGCCCACAGCUACCUGGAGCACAAGGAGGAGAUCCGCAAGUGGCGCAACGCCUUCCUGGUCUCCCUGAUCUUCGGCGGACCCUGCAUGGUGGCCAUGAUCUACUUCAUGCUGGAGAUGAACGACAAGGGACACGCGAACAUGUGCUGCCUGGUGCCUGGGCUGUCGAUGGAGAACCUGGUGAUGUUCCUGCUCUCCACACCGGUGCAGUUCUUCGGCGGCUUCCACUUCUACGUGCAGUCCUAUCGAGCCAUCAAACAUGGCACCACCAACAUGGACGUGCUCAUCUCGAUGGUGACGACCAUAUCGUACGUUUACUCCGUGGCCGUGGUAAUUGCCGCCGUUCUCCUGGAGCUGAACAGCUCCCCUUUAACCUUCUUCGACACGCCGCCCAUGCUGCUGAUCUUCAUUUCGCUGGGCCGCUGGCUGGAGCACAUCGCCAAGGGCAAGACCUCGGAGGCGCUGUCCAAGCUGCUCUCCCUCAAGGCGGCCGACGCGCUGCUGGUGGAGAUCUCCCCCGACUUUGACAUCAUCAGCGAGAAGGUGAUAUCCGUGGACUAUGUGCAGCGUGGCGAUAUCCUGAAGGUGAUCCCGGGCGCCAAGGUGCCCGUGGACGGAAAGGUUCUCUACGGUCAUUCGACCUGCGACGAAUCGCUGAUCACCGGGGAGUCCAUGCCGGUGGCCAAGCGCAAGGGUUCCGUGGUUAUUGGCGGUUCGAUCAACCAGAAUGGCGUGCUCCUGGUGGAGGCGACGCACACGGGGGAGAACACCACGCUGGCCCAGAUCGUUCGUCUGGUGGAGGAGGCACAAACGAGCAAGGCGCCCAUUCAACAGUUAGCCGAUCGCAUUGCCGGCUACUUUGUGCCCUUCGUGGUCGUCGUCUCGAGCAUCACGCUGAUCGCUUGGAUCAUCGUUGGCUUCGCCAAUCCCGAACUGGUGCCGGUGGCCAUGGAGCACAAGAUGCACAUGGACCAGAACACCAUCAUCGUUAGCUAUGCCUUCAAGUGCGCCCUGAGUGUGCUGGCCAUCGCCUGUCCCUGCGCCCUCGGCCUGGCCACGCCCACCGCCGUCAUGGUGGCCACCGGAACGGGAGCGAUCAACGGCAUGCUGGUCAAGGGUGCCACCGCCCUGGAGAACGCCCACAAGGUGAAGACCGUGGUCUUCGACAAGACGGGCACCAUUACCCACGGCACCCCGAUGACCAGCAAGGUGACCCUGUUCGUCACCGCCCAAGUCUGCAGCCUGGCUCGAGCGCUGACAAUUGUGGGUGCUGCGGAGCAGAACAGCGAGCAUCCGAUCGCCUCCGCCAUCGUGCACUUCGCCAAGGACAUGCUGGACGUGGGCGCCACUCCGCAGAGCGGCAGCUUCGGCAAGAGCAGCAACUUCCAGGCGGUGCCGGGCUGUGGUAUCCGUGUCACGGUCUCCAACUACGAGCAGACGCUGCGACAGGCGUGCAAUGCGGAGCGGAUCAUCAACUACGAGAACCUGCACAGCAACCAUCCCCUGGGAUCUGUUCCAGUGGUCAAUGGAGCCAGCGUUGAGCAUCUGCUGCCGCAGCAGAGCGUGCGCAAGUCCAUGGAGCUGAACCAUCAGCAAUUGCUAUCCGACUUGGUAUCGGAACAGGAGGAGCAGCAGCAGCAGCAGCUGCUGACCGAUCACAAGAUCAUCGAUGGCCCCGAGAUCCGAGUGCUCAUCGGCAACCGGGAGUGGAUGCAGCGCAACGGGAUUGAAGUGCCGCUCGAGAUCAGCGAUUGCAUGACGCACGAGGAGCGCAAGGGACACACGGCGGUGCUGUGCGCUCUCAACGGGCAGCUGGUGUGCAUGUUCGCCGUCUCCGAUAUGGUCAAGCCGGAGGCGCACCUCGCCGUCUACACGCUGAAGAAGAUGGGCAUCGAUGUGGUGCUGCUCACGGGAGACAACAAGAACACGGCUGCCAGCAUUGCAAGAGAGGUUGGCAUUCGAACCGUUUACGCUGAGGUGCUGCCGUCGCACAAGGUGGCCAAGAUCCAGCGGAUCCAGGCGAACGGCAUCCGUGUGGCCAUGGUGGGCGAUGGAGUGAAUGAUAGCCCGGCGCUGGCGCAGGCGGAUGUGGGCAUAACGAUUGCCGCUGGCACGGAUGUGGCCGCCGAGGCAUCGGACAUUGUGCUCAUGCGCAACGAUCUGCUGGACGUGGUGGCCUGUCUGGACUUGUCCCGCUGCACGGUGCGUCGCAUCCGCUACAACUUCUUCUUCGCGAGCAUGUACAAUCUGUUGGGCAUUCCGCUGGCCAGCGGCCUGUUUGCUGCCUACGGAUUCACCCUGCUCCCGUGGAUGGCAUCCGUGGCGAUGGCCGCCAGUUCGGUGAGCGUGGUGUGCUCCUCGCUGCUGCUUAAGAUGUAUCGCAAGCCGACGGCAAAGACGCUGCGCACGGCGGAAUAUGAGGCGCAACUGGCGGCGGAACGAGCUGGUGGCUCCGAGUACGAUCUGGACAACCUGUCGCUGCAUCGCGGCCUGGACGAUCUGCCCGAAAAGGGCAGUAGGUUGGCCUUCAAGCGAUCGACCAAUUCGCUCAUCUCGCGCAUUUUCAUGCACGGCAACGGGGGCGUCACCUCGCCGGAUGCCAAACACGAGGAGGGUCUGCUGGAUCCCGAGGAGCAGUACGAUGGCCGCACCAAGAUCGUGAGGAGUCGCUACCAUGCGAACGAUAGCACCGAACUGCAGAAGCUGUGAGGAAAGGCAACCACAAACCAACCGAGGACCUCAAAACGACAAAUUUUCAGUGAAAUUGUUAGCGGGCUUUCAAUAAUUAUAAAACCAAUGUACAUAUUUGCAAAUUGAUUGUUUUGACAAUGAACAAGUGGUAGAAUCCAAAGGAUUAUCUUUGAUUUUGUAUGCCUCACAUGCGCAAAAGGCUAACGAGGUUCUAUAGAAAAGGUGUUCUCAGUAUGUAAAUAUAGCUCAAAAAGGAGACAUUUAAUUUGUAAUUUAAGUGCACUUUUUUAAACUACUGAGUUGUCUUUUUAUAUAUAGCUUUUCAAUAUUUGAGAAAAACUCAUUUAAAGUUGGAUCUGAGGUUCUAUUGUUGUAAACACAUGAAUUAACUGAGAUUUUCUUUAACGUACGGCAGGUUUUGUAUUUUUCUACACCCGCAAACGCACCGUCCCCUCUUUCUACACCACAAUUUUGUUAUUUUCCCAUUUUUUUUUAUAAGAAACUUAAAGCAUAAGCCUUUUUUGUUUUAUACAACAGUUUUUUUUUCCAGCAUUAUUUUCCUUCAUUAUUGCGCCUAUUAUCUUUAAUAUUAUUAUUAUUGUAUACCAACUUUUUUUGUGUUAUGAUCGUAAGUUAAAUACUAUUAUUAAGUUCAACUGAACAAAGGCAAAGAAGAUGCAGACGAGGAGACAAAGCAAGACAUCAAUCAUCAUUGAACUAUUGUUACUUAUUGUUAAUACGCAUUAUCACAUAUAUUCACCAUACGCAAAAGUAAAAUAAAUCGAACCCAAGAGACGAAAAUCGAACAAUCUGAACUUCCUUUGAGUCCUUGACCCCAUAUCGGCUUUAAUCCUUAUUUGUACAAUUGAAGGAUAACGUACACUUGUAAGACAAUUGGGCACAAGUCGAGAACAAAGUGAAAAUCAAUGAAAACGAAAAACAUUCUUUAUAUGUAACUUUAAUGUCUAUAUACAAAUCGCAUUGUUAAUGUACAUAUAAAUAAAACGAGAGAAACGGAGAGAGGAGAAUCCCCAUACUGGCAAA
This is a messenger RNA of Drosophila ficusphila, 5122 nucleotides long. It is a transcript of the gene ATP7, whose product is annotated as copper-transporting ATPase 1. Gene Ontology annotation, molecular function: copper ion binding; ATP hydrolysis activity; ATP binding. The transcript is spliced from 4 exons. Gene Ontology annotation, biological process: monoatomic cation transport. Gene Ontology annotation, cellular component: membrane. Lineage: Eukaryota; Metazoa; Arthropoda; Insecta; Diptera; Drosophilidae. The coding region runs from base 329 to 4096 and encodes 1255 amino acids. The record is from RefSeq and is a predicted model, not a curated record.